AUGUCCAACUCCAACUUGUUGAUUUCAAACUUGUCUGCUGUGUCCUCGCAAAAUGAGGCCAAUAUCGUAGCGUCCGUGGUUACCGAGGAGACUGCUCCACGUCCAAGCGUGAAUGAUGCCUUGGGUGAAGAACCACUUGAAGCCUCUGCCACUAUCACCACCGGUGAUGAUGCCGCCGCAACUGGUUGGAUGAACGCUUUCUUUGAGCCACCCACCCCUCAUCUCAUGGGUGCGGAUGCCCCUGCCCAUCUUGUUGAUAUGGGACCAUUGCAUCGUCCUGGGACCUCUGAGCGUGAUCAAUUUAAUUGCGCUCACGAGGUUGUUGUUCAAGUGUUGUUUAAGAUACACACUGAGAACGAGGUCGUGCUCACCAACCCAGACAAUUCCACCAACUCGACUUCGACCAAACCAUCUACUGGCCGCCGCUCAGUUGGAACUACGAUCAACCUUGCCUGGUUGGUGUCUCCUUGA
Molecule: messenger RNA, 471 nt
Organism: Melampsora larici-populina 98AG31
Lineage: Eukaryota; Fungi; Basidiomycota; Pucciniomycetes; Pucciniales; Melampsoraceae
Exons: 4
Coding region: 1-471 (156 amino acids)
Source: RefSeq, a predicted model, not a curated record